AUGGCAGACACAGAUGAAUCCCGGUGUCACUUCCAGCCUGUGGACAGGCCGACAGCUCACUCCGAGUCUCUCACAGGUCUGCUCAAACCAUUGCCCAUUAAAUUUUCUAAAUGGAACAAGCACCACAGAAUACAACAAAUUACCGAUGUGUCAGAUAAAGGGAUAGAGGACAUUUUUCUCAUUCAGAAUGCAUCGAGAGAUGAUGAGUCACCAGUCAAUCGUAGUUCAGAUGUAUUUUCUGAUUCACGAUCAAUGUACGCUGAUGCCAGGAACAAAUCCAAAGGAAGAGAACCACAGACCACCCCACUGGUUAGCCAAAGCAGUUCUUUAAAUUCCGUCUCCAAGUCCAGUUCAUUUGUACCUGCACGGUGUAAGAAGAGAUUUCCGAAUGCAUCUAACACCGUAGUGGAACAUGUCCAGCAUCCUUCACCCCCUGACACUAUUGAAGAUGACGUGUCUUCCACUGCUUCUUCUGUUGAUGUAACACUGGUAGGACACCAUAGUAGGACAACAGAGGAUAGACCAGCAGAACUGAAUGACAGUAGGGACAUUUCUUCCCCUGGGACUGCUAUUAUGGAUCAGGCCAGUCUGCUAUGUGAUGGACUAGAUCAAUCUUCGUCGACUUCCUUGUAUGUAUCUGCAGACGAAGAGCUCACAGGCACAGUCAAAAGUAAAUCAUCUUUGGAGACUUUUGAUGAACACACUUUGGUUAAAGACUCUACUCACUCUUCCCCUUCAUUCACCAUUGAUGAUGGAAUCCAGAUGGAAAAGGACGUCUUUCAGUCACCUCCAGACGAGAUUCGGAGUCAUCAAGAAGGAAUGCAAAACGUACCACUUGACCAGAUGAUGCACUGGGCCAAGCUUGGAUCAUAUGUUAGAAAAUGUUACGAAAACUCUCGGGUCUGUGACGUAAGAUUCUUCGUAGGAAAUGAAGUCCUUUUUGCCCAUCGAUUUAUGUUAUGCUCCGUCAGUCCGUACUUUGCAUCCAUAUUUAACGAGAACAGUCAUCCGAAUUCCAAAUUGAUGGCAGAUGUCCACAUUCGAGGGGUGUCCAUGAGGUCCUUAAAAUCAUUUGUGGACUUUGUUUAUACGGGACAAUUGGAAAUGGCGACACCAAUGAUGUUAGAUUUGAUGAAAAUCUCGCGGCAUUUUGAAGUUCCAGAAAUAAGACAAAGAUGUGUCCAGGAAAUAGCUUUCCUCCCGGAUGAGGAUUUAAUCUUGUUGCUCAUUGAAAGUAGGGAAAAAAUGGAGACCGGUUUUAUUGACUCCAUACUAAGGUUCAUCUCGGAGAGAUUUCUAGCGAUUUCUCAGUGUGAAUCCUUUCUAGAUCUGGAUGUUGAAACCCUAUGUAUAAUCCUGUCACAUGAUGGGUUAAACACAGCGACAGAGGCGGACGUCCUCCGUGCAGCAAUGCAGUGGAUAUACAGGGGAUCCAGUCAACGCUCACAGGUUUUGGAAAGAGUCAUGAAAUGUGUUCGUUUUCCAUUAAUGACGCAGCUAGAGUUGUUUGACUGUAUCAAUAAGAACUGCCUUCUUAGAUCCAACGAAAGGUGCCUAGACAUGAUCCACAAGGCCAAUUGGAUUAGAACUGCAUUAGCAUUAAAUAUGCACGACCCCCUAGAACUGGAUGUACCAAAUCCAAGAUGUCGUUCUUUUCCUGAUGACACGUACAACAACUAUAUGAAUUACAAUGCUUCACAUACCGACCUCCUGGAUAUUUCAUUUGGAAGUAUUGAGAAUGACGAGAACUGCACAAAACGUGUAGCAGGAUAUGAAAUAUCCACAGAACCUCAAUCCUCACCAAAACAAAUACAGAGAGCAAGAGAGCAACACAUAGGAAUCAAGGAUCGUGCAAACGAACACAACACUAUCGAUCAAUCAUCGAUAUCAGAAGGAAUUGAACCUCAUUCCAUGACAGUACUGGGAGGAAAGUUGUAUGUGAUAGGAGGGUUCCAUCCUCAGUUUGAACUUCCGCAAAGGGAUGUGUGGGUCUAUAGUCCAAGAAAUGGCUGGCGGAGUUUGGCGCCUAUGAAAACUACCCGGAUGCACCAUACUUUGUGCGUUCUCGAUGGAUGUAUCUAUGCCAUUGGUGGAGUGGGGAGAAACAACAGGGUGCUCCGGUCAGUUGAGUGUUAUGAUCCAGUAACAGAUCGGUGGCAGUUCGUAAAGUCUAUGACAACAGCACGUGCUGGGGCUAGUGCCGCAGAGCUUGAUGGGAAGAUUUUUGUGUCAGGAGGAUUUGGAAACACUUUAUCUGGAAUGCCUCCGAUCCUUGAUAGUGUCGAAGUCUUCCACCCAUUAAAAAACAGAUGGGCUGCAAGAGGUCGUCUACGUUUUGGUCGUUGCCAUGCCAACAUGACUUGUGUUGGAGGCACCCUGUACCUGAGCGGUGGUUUGGCCGUGGAUUCUAACAUGUCACGUGUUUUAGACGUAGAGGAUGUUGAUAUCUAUGAUGCGCAGAAUGACUCCUGGUGGUUGUGCACUUGUUUGGAUAAAGCACGCCACAGCGCAGCUUAUUUUGUUUCGGGACAAAAGCUGUUUUUGAUUGGUGGAAUAGCUCUCAACAGCAAAGGCACUCUAAAAAAUUCUAUAGAAUGUUUGGACACGCGAUCAAACUCAUGGUUGGCCACUUUCGAACUGCCCAGUGAGGUGCUGUGGAUUCGAAGUGUUAUCUAAUGUGAAUUUGGGACCAUGUAGGAAAAGAGUGAAUAGACUUAUAUUAAAGCCAGGAAGUGGACGUUACAAGGGUUGCAAAGUCAGUAUUUCGCAAAUACUAUGGUCGUUAUUAUAACGAUCUAGUUUGUCAAUACAACCUGUCAAAUGCUGUCAAACGUGUUUUGUACCGACUAUUAGGCCAUUCUUGGCACACCGAGUUUGAAUAUGGAUUACUGCGUUUACUUGAUCAAGACAUAGGGUUCACGGCGGGUGUGAUCGGUUGACAGGGGGUGCUUAUUCGUCCUAGGCACCUGAUCCCACGAAUUGUCCC
Ostrea edulis (European flat oyster) is the source of this 2986-nucleotide messenger RNA. Its product is annotated as kelch-like protein 2. The transcript is spliced from 9 exons. The record is from RefSeq and is a predicted model, not a curated record. NCBI's taxonomy places the organism in Eukaryota, Metazoa, Mollusca, Bivalvia, Ostreida, Ostreidae. Gene Ontology annotation, molecular function: protein binding. Bases 1 to 2676 code for a protein of 891 amino acids.